This is a messenger RNA of Durusdinium trenchii, 183 nucleotides long. The record is from the annotation of a GenBank genome assembly. Lineage: Eukaryota; Dinophyceae; Suessiales; Symbiodiniaceae.
AUGGGAAAGCAAGGAAAGAGAAAGUUGAAGGGUGACGCAGGUGACACAAAGAUUCAGAGGCGCUUGAGCAAGCGGAGAAGGGCGACCAAAAAGGGCAACCCAUCAGAUGAUGAAGGUCUCGGUGACGCCAGAAGCUCAGAUAAGGCGACAAAAGAUGAAAUUGCUUUUUUUUUCUUGUCAUAA